This is a messenger RNA of Tachyglossus aculeatus (Australian echidna), 460 nucleotides long. RefSeq names its product ribosomal protein L35a (gene RPL35A). The transcript is spliced from 5 exons. Gene Ontology annotation, cellular component: ribosome; cytosolic large ribosomal subunit. Gene Ontology annotation, biological process: ribosomal large subunit biogenesis; cytoplasmic translation. Gene Ontology annotation, molecular function: structural constituent of ribosome. The record is from RefSeq and is a predicted model, not a curated record. NCBI's taxonomy places the organism in Eukaryota, Metazoa, Chordata, Mammalia, Monotremata, Tachyglossidae. The coding region runs from base 83 to 415 and encodes 110 amino acids.
CGCGGCCGGCCCCUUUUUCCUUCUCUUCCACCAUCUUGGAUCCUGGUGUGGCCUCCCGGGAGCAGGAUUUCAAGACAGUAAAAUGUCUGGAAGACUGUGGUCCAAGGCCAUUUUUGCAGGCUACAAACGUGGUCUCCGAAACCAGAGGGAGCACACUGCUCUUCUGAAAAUUGAAGGUGUCUAUGCUCGAGAUGAAACUGAAUUCUACUUAGGCAAGAGAUGUGCCUAUGUCUACAAAGCCAAGAACAAUACAGUUACUCCUGGUGGCAAGCCCAAUAGGACGCGAGUGAUCUGGGGCAAGGUGACGCGGGCUCACGGCAACAGCGGCAUGGUCCGUGCCAAGUUUCGCAGCAACCUGCCUGCCAAGGCUAUUGGUCACAGAAUUCGUGUGAUGCUGUAUCCCUCAAGGAUCUAGAGUUUUAUUGAAAACUGCACUAAUAAAAUUCUGGAAUUUGUUCUC